This is a messenger RNA of Polychytrium aggregatum, 641 nucleotides long. RefSeq lists its product as uncharacterized. The record is from RefSeq and is a predicted model, not a curated record. The transcript is spliced from 2 exons. Lineage: Eukaryota; Fungi; Chytridiomycota; Chytridiomycetes; Polychytriales. Bases 153 to 569 code for a protein of 138 amino acids.
AGUACACUUACAGUUCGAAGAGUUGACCAUGUCGUCCAAAGCGCUGGCGUUGUUGCCCAUUUUUUGUUAUGCAGUCGAAUCGCUGAGAAUGUGUCGGAUAGUUGAUUGAGGCUGACGCGAGUAUGUCUUGAUCAGCACCAGAGAAAAGAACAAUGGUUGUCCGAGGUCCUGAGUAUCCGCGUUGCUGCUGCUGCUGCUUUGGUUCUAGUAAACCCCCCGGCAUAGUUCAACGAAAACAGCCACACAGACACACAACCACAAUUAAAACACCAAAAGAGGAUCGACGAUGUGCUUUGCGGUGCGUUCCGUCGACGUGGUAUGCGGUGUGGGCUGGGGUGGUCUGGAUGGGCUGGUCUGGAUGGGCAAGCAAAUGGAUGGAUGGAUGGAUGGAUGGAUGGAUUCCAAGAACGAAAAACGACCAGGGGCGGGCUUUUUCGCGGGUCCGCUCGGUCUCGGCGGUCGGUCUCGCUUUUUUUGCUCUCGCGGGAUGGAUAUGUAGAUGGAUGGACGAACGAAGCCGGGCUAGCAGGCACAAAUGGCGGUCCCGAGGCGCUGUUUUGGUCGCUUGAUGCUGCUGGAGAGAGGGGGGCCGAGAGAGGGGCUCGAGUCGUUGGUUGAGCAGGUGUAAGCUUUAUGGUGUG